UAUGGCCUUGACAUAGACACAAACUACGUGACAACAUUCCCGACAAGACUGCAGCUGUUUGUGACAGACAAGCUGCGCACACGAAAUGGACGCGCUUGACCUUGCGCUCGAGCCGAGAGUGCUAAAACGCACAAACAACAGCGGUUCUGGCAGUGGUAAAGCUGCGAGGCGCUCGAUGGGCUUCUGGAACUCGUUCAACAACUGGUACCGGACAUUUUGGGAGGAGAGUGGGAGGCGCCCUGGUGUCCAUGAAGUCAAGCGGUGGUACGAGGACUGUGCUGAUGCGUGCUGGGGAACCAGCAAGCCGAGCUGGGAGGAGACGCGCACCCACUCAAAAUGUUUGCGCUCCCUGGAGCAGGUUCGGUCGUACUUCAAGGCCUACAGGGCUGCCAAGAAGGAUGGCGUGGAGGGAAACUGCCGUUCGGAGGCCACACGGUCCUGUGGAGGCCACUCUCAGCAGCCGUCAUUGCGUGCGAGGAGCAUGUCGGCCAUUAGCGCGCAGGACGACGAUCCGCCCUUCGUGAUGCGUGCGCCCAAGGUGCGCCGGCCCUCCGACUCAGAGACCGCGGGCGGCAGCUUCUUCGGCUUCGCCACAGCCACAGGCGCAUGCUUCCCCACCGCCUCCGAAACCACCACGACGACCACCAACUCGCCGGCGUCAAAGUACAGCAGCCGGACACAGGAGCUGGGUGGCGCUGGCGCUGGGGUGCGCGCGGUACGCUCCAGCAGCUUCACGGGCCACUCCAUGAGCCUGGCCAGCGGCCUGGGCGGCAGCCACGCGCGCACCGUCUCUACAGGCGGCGGCUCCUCGGGCACCAGCGUCCGCGCGGCAGUGCGCAUGGUGUUCGGGGAGGACUCGGAGGGGCGGGCGCUGCCAAUCCUAUUGCAGCGUGCCCCGGGCGAGUCGCUGCCCAUCCCUGUGUCCGCAAACAACGCGGCGGCAUGGAUGCUGCCGCCACCAGCACCGCCGCCCUCGCGCAUGCCCUCGCCCACGCCCACCUCGGCGCCGGACGGCUGCGGCUUGGGCGCCGGCAAGGCGCUGCCGCCGCUGCCUCCCCUGCCGUCCCUGCCGCCACCGGGCAGCUCUUCCGGCCCGUGCUCUGGCGGCCCUGGCUUCCUGGGCGCCGCAUCUGCGCCUCCUGCACUGCACCAAAUGUCACCGUACUUCUACGGCCAGCCGCCAACAGCCGUCGGAGCGGGUCUGAUUUCCCCAGUUAACCAGCUGGAGCCGCAUACUUCGUGGCCGCCCUCCCACCCGCCGUCCUCGGACCGGCCACCGCUGCCGCCUUCCCAUCCAGGCUAUCCGCACUACGCCAGCCUACACAACUCACCUUACUACCCUCCACCACCACCCGCGACAGUCAACACGGCUACAUCCUCCGUGCCGGGGUCCGUUGCGUCUGGUACCGGGCUGCGGCCGUGCACAUCCGCACCAACCAUGUUGCCAUCCAUCCCCUUCCCCUCUGCCCAGUCGCUACCACCCCUGCCGCGCACCGCUGACAUGCAAGCAGCACAGCAGCGGAGUGCCGAGAGCGUAGCUGCGGCAGCCGCAGCUGCUGUUGCCGUAGCCUCUGCAUCACAGGCGGGCAGCGCCAACCAGCAGCACCAGGCGCAUCCUCCUUCGUUGGCACCAGGGGCUACCUCGGCCGACGCAGCGGGCCCGCAGACCACGACCUCUAUGCCGCCGCCAGGCAGCGGUGUCUCAGCUCCAAGCCCUUCGCAGCCGGGACAACAACAUCAGACCAUACCCGGAGGCCCCGGAGGCUCGACAUACGCCUACCCCUACCAGCCAGGUUACGGCCCCAUCGACCCUUACGCCUCUUAUCCUGGGUACUACGACCCGUACUACUCGUAUCCGUACUGGGGCUACCCGCCGCCAUACGGUUACCCGGGCCCCAUGAGCCGCUACCCGUCGCCGACGGGACCUUCGGGCGCAGCAUGCGCGGGCAGCCAGCCGGACCGGGACGAGGGGGGCUGUGCGGCCGGGCUCGGCUCUGCGCCUGCUACAACCGGGGUGCCCGGGCAUCCUCAUUACGGAAGGUACCCCAUGAUGCCACCAGUAUUGGGGCCGCACGGCCGGCCCCCUCCCGGACCCGGUCUGGUGUCCCCGGUUGGCCCCGCGCUGCAUGGCAUGCCCCCGCUGCCACCUGCGUCCGCCGGCGCAGCACCCAUGCAGUGCCACAAGCCUUUGGCCGCGAGCGCUGCUGCUUGUGGUGCCGUCCAGCCCCCUGUUAAGCGCGCCGCUAGCAGCGGCAAGGUGCUGCCGCCGCAGGCACACAGCACUGCAGCCGUGCCAACCAUCAGCCAGAGCCAGCCCCAGCCUCCAACGCUGAAGCAACAGCAGCUGCCUGUGCCCCCGGCUGACGACUUCGCCAGCAUGGUGGAGAGCUUCUUCCUGGACGGUGGUGACGUGGAUGUGGCGGACCUCGACCUCCAGCUGGAUGAGGCGGACGAGGCCGUCAUCUACGGGAACUUGCAGGCAGGUUCGGACACGGCGGCAGCGGCAGCUGUGACAGCCACCGACGCAGGCGUAACCACAAAGGUGGGUGCCGCCAGUGCGCAGCCUGGCCCCACCAUACAGCAGAUCAAGGCUGAGCCGGGUAUGGAAACGGCACUUCCGGCGCUGGCGCCAAGCGCGGCGGCAUCUGGUGACACCGCCCAGCCGCUGGUCAAAGCGGAGCCCAAAGCGCUGUCCCACACCUUGGCGCACGGGCCGGGCUGUGAGGACGUGGACGCGACCGUCACGCUGCGAGUACCUUUCCCCGGCAGCGCCAAGGCGAGCUCGAUUGCGGACAGCUCUUUCCCUUUUGGCUGCCUGGAGUCGGCUGGCCUCACCCCGCUAGCCGGCAAGGCCGUGCCGCGCGUGCGCGCGCCGCCGCCUGCGGCGGCGCAGCUGCUGCAGGCAGGCGUGCACAUCCCGCCGGGCUCGGCAUCCGCGCUGACGGCUGUAAUGGCCAUGGACGAGGGCACGCCGCUGGCGGACCUGCGGUCGCUGGCUGCGGAGCUGCCCAGCCGCGGCACCUCGCUGCAGGGCUUUGAGAUGCUGGACAUGCCCGACCUGGGCGAUGCCGGCUCGCUGGGCGACGAGAUGCGGGACCUGGACUGCUCAUUCUUCCUGACAAGCCCUGCACUAGGGGCCCGUCGAACUGUGUGCUGACAUACAGUUUCAAAUGGUGAACAGGCUUCGGGACGACAGGCAGAUGGUGUUUUUGCUUUGCCGCCGGGGACUGUAGGUGGGAGUUCCACCCGAGAGGGUGGCCGCGGCGGCGGCCUGACUGGCUGAUACUGUCAGUGUACCGAUUCUUGGAUGGGUGCUAACCUAUUCCUUUCUGCGUUCAUUCAUUGGUGCUUGGGGGCUACAGCUCAGAGGCAGCCGCUCUCAGCCGCAAGGCAUGCGGCACUGGUUGGGGAAUGCCACAUCGUGACGGUCACGACAAGAACAGAACAGGUUGCGCAAUAGCAUCCAUAAACGCACGUGCACGCGGCACAACAAGCAUCUGACAGGACGAACCCUCAGUCGGUGGCAAUGCGCACCUACAGUAUGUCCAUGGAACAUUGUGGUUGUGUAUUGGUGUCUAGACAACGGGCAUUUGCUCUGUGUGGUACCGAGGGAGCUGGGACUGUGGCAAUGCCGGCAUCUGCUGGUGGAACCGGUAGGUAGGCGGUCAGCUUUUGUUCGGCAUUCACAGAGGCAGCAGGUGCUUGACAUCUUUUGUGCGGUUUGUGGGUCAGCGGCAGCAUAGGUUGGCAAUGUAGAAGCUAGGAGCAGGACCCUGCAUCCACAGCAGCAGGUGCAGGAAGGCCAUUCAGCCAUAGGGCAGGUAGCAGGUGGUAUUUACCCUUCCCAAUCACAGGGACGACAAAUCUGAGGGCAUGGCAAUUCGUAAGAGGUCACUAGAAUGGAAGGCGUGAAUGGUAGGCGACGGUAACAUUGCCGCUGCGGUUGACGCUGUGCCCAAGGCUGGUAGCGUCUGGUUGGCGCCGCGUUGGCGAAAGCCACA
Molecule: messenger RNA, 4001 nt
Organism: Chlamydomonas reinhardtii
Lineage: Eukaryota; Viridiplantae; Chlorophyta; Chlorophyceae; Chlamydomonadales; Chlamydomonadaceae
Exons: 7
Coding region: 86-3157 (1023 amino acids)
Source: RefSeq, a predicted model, not a curated record